Messenger RNA from Cutaneotrichosporon oleaginosum, 1955 nucleotides. RefSeq lists its product as uncharacterized. The record is from RefSeq and is a predicted model, not a curated record. Lineage: Eukaryota; Fungi; Basidiomycota; Tremellomycetes; Trichosporonales; Trichosporonaceae.
AUUUGCCUCCGCUUGCCACCCAACGGACCAGCAACUACGGGUUGAUGGCGACAGUCAACUUGUCGCAUUCAUCCACUACUCGACCUCGAGCGCCAUGCGCACACGGCCAUUAACACACACCUUUUGAGCACGUCGACUAGUCCGGCAAGAUGAUGGGCCUACCGCCCCUUCCUAAUGAUCCAUAUCUGGAGUUCCAGCCAGCGUUCGCCUACACGCUCCCCGUCCAGAUCCUCCUCACCGGCAUUACCCUCACACUCCUCGUCAUCCUCCUCAUCCAUCUCCUCUUUACUACACAAUACCACUAUCCCCUAGCGCCGCUCAAUUACUGCCUCCAGCUGGCGAGCGUCAUCGCAGUACUGCUUGGCGUCAUCGUCCGUGUGUACAUCAUCAUGGCCCAUCUCGGCGCCAAGGGCGACCGAUGGCCAUAUACGCUCGACUAUGUCGCCGUACCUGUACCCCAACCCAAAUGGAACCAGGCUCAGGAUGCUGCGUGGCAAACUCUGCUCGCCGUCAGCAACGGUCUUGCCAAUAUCACACACAUCCAGUUCCUCACUCUUCUAUAUCCCUCACGCACCGAGGCGCGUCUUAUAUUCAUCGCUCUCGGCCCCCUCGCCAUCGCGUCCUCCGCGCUCUACUUCUGCACGCUCUCCAACCACUCGCGCGUGAUCGACAUGGGCGACGCAAUCCGCGCAGUCUUUAGCUGUACGCUCCUCGUCAUUUUCUCGCUCGCGCUCUUUAUCUGGGGCUUCUUCGUGAACCGCGGCCGCGCAUGGCGCCUCGACGGCGGCACAGCGGUGUUUGGCUCCGGCGCGCUCGGCCUCGCGCUCGUCACGACGGCAAGCUCCUUCGUCGCCGUCAAGGAGGAGGAGCUGGUCGACUGGCUGCAGCACCUCAUCUGGGCUGCGGUGCUGUGGCAGACGUGGCUUGGGUGGUGGUGGUGGGUCGGCGCGGGCAUGGGCAUCGGCGAAGUCGAAGAUAUCAUGGAGCGAACGCUGCGUAAGCGGCGAAAGGCGGCGCGGCGUGCACACACAAGACAGGUCAUGGCCACUGCCAACGGGGAAGAACCACCGCGGCGGCAGCAGACAGUCGCGGGCGCGAUCAAGACGGGCACAAACGCUGUUGUUGGCUUCACCUCCAGUUUAGCCCACUUGCGGACAAGCGCAGCUGGUAGCGCGCCAGGCUCUGCAGCGUCGGCUGCCGGAGCACCGGAGGGCAGUGCGGGCGGUGGCAGCCUCGCUCGCGUGCGGAUGCGCCGCGCGCGGCCUCGUCGCGACGUCGAGGAAGGCAUUUCGGAUGGCGAGGUGGCCGGGGAGGUGAUUGAGCUCGGUACUGUGCGCGUAGAGGAGCCACCAGCGCAGAGUGAACAUUCUGGCGCAUCAGGCGGCCGCCAGCCACAAAGCAGCAACAGCAACAGCGACACGAGCAGCACGUCGCGGACGCCAUCGUUGCACGCGCCACGCUCCGUCGCCGAGUUCGUCGCGUACCCCGCCACGUGGUUGCAGGUGUACAUCCGCCGACUGCGCAAGGCGCACGAAGAGGCGACGCGGCGGCGCGCCGUCGAGCAAGCGGAGCGGCGCGCCCGUGUACCAAACAUGGCGGCGAGUGCAGACGACGGGUGGGGCCUCGGGUCCUUUGGCAUCCGCGAGCACCAGUUGCGCGCGGACGUGCUGCUCGAGGAGGACGGGGAGGACGAGGAGGAGGAGGACGAGAUGGUGCGGCAUGCGCGCACGUCUGCGCGCGGGAGCGUGCGCACGAGCCGGCGCAAUUCUGUCGCGCACCGCUCGUUCAGAGGCGAGGCGCAGCCGCAGGCGCUUCGCGAGCACGAGCUCGAGCACGAGCACGAGCACGACGACGGCGAGUGGGAGGACGUGCCGGACGAGCAGCCGCGGCGGAGAGACAGCCAGCGCUCGCGUGCGUCGCGGCGUGCGCGGGACGAGGUGCCCGCGCCCGCCCGC